Molecule: messenger RNA, 2205 nt
Organism: Fonsecaea erecta
Lineage: Eukaryota; Fungi; Ascomycota; Eurotiomycetes; Chaetothyriales; Herpotrichiellaceae
Exons: 2
Coding region: 1-2205 (734 amino acids)
Biological process (GO): protein phosphorylation
Molecular function (GO): ATP binding; protein kinase activity
Source: RefSeq, a predicted model, not a curated record
AUGGAGGACGGCAAUGUAGAUAACAUUCCAACUCUGUCCAUCAUCCCCUACGACAACAACCGCGAGAUUGUGCUCCGUCACGCAGACACCGUGGUUUACCGUGACCCGAGAACGAACCAACUCGUUCCAUUUCAUCGAAACCAAGAUGUAGAGCGACACUCCUCCGACUGUCCAACGUGUGGUCGACCUUGGCAUAGACCUGGAUCCUCGAGCACUCACGAUCCCGGAUCAACUCCAAUGGAAGACCAACCCAGCUUCAUCACCGAGGGUUACUUUGAAAUGCUCGCCCGAAGUCUUCCUGGCUCCAACGAAACAUCAGCACCGCCCUCUCCGAGACGCCGCAUCGCCCAACCGGUCCGCUCCCGGCUUCAUCCUUCCUCGGCCGCUGUGUCUCCGCCUCCAAAUGCAGAGUUCAUUGCCAGCGCUCCGGUGCCUGCCAGUCAGACUCAUGGCAUCUCAGAGACGGCCUUUUCGCCCAACUACUUCGAGAAGUUCUUCGUUGAAGAAAGAGAGCUCGGCAGAGGCGGCCGAGGCGUUGUGCUUCUGGUCAAACACGUCCUCGAUGGCGUGACCCUCGGCCAUUUCGCUUGCAAGCGUGUCCCUAUUGGAGACGACCAUGCAUGGUUAGAGAAGGUCCUCGUGGAGGUUCAGCUCUUGCAGACUCUGUCGCACCAAAACCUUGUCUCCUACCGCCACGUUUGGUUGGAAGACUUCCAGAUCAGCACUUUUGGCCCAAGCGUACCCUGCGCGUUCAUUCUGCAGCAAUACUGCAACGGAGGAGAUAUGCAGAACUAUGUCCUCGGCUCGGCGCAGGCAUCCACGACGACGCAGGAACUGAAAGAACGAAUUCGUCGAAAGUCGAGGGGAGAAUCAGACCUCCCUCGGCGGGCCAAUGAACCCAAAAAGUUACAUUUCGACGAAAUCUACAACUUUUUCAAAGAUGUCACCUCUGGAUUGAGACAUCUGCAUCACAACGGCUUCAUUCAUCGAGACUUGAAACCGAGCAACUGCCUCUUGCACACGGUCGGCGGCGAAACUAGAGUCCUGGUCAGCGACUUCGGCGAAGUCCAGUACGAAUAUGCUACGCGAAAAUCCACCGGUGCUACAGGGACAAUCUCCUACUGCGCGCCCGAAGUGCUUCGACGCAUCUCCCCCGGUGGACCUUUCGAAAACUUUACGUCAAAGUCUGACAUCUUCUCCUUGGGCAUGAUUCUCCAUUUCCUCUGCUUUGCAAACCUUCCCUACACUUCGGCAAAUGUUCUCCAUGAAGAGCGCGAAGACAUAGAUGAAUUGAGAGAAGAAAUUACUAACUGGGGAGGAUUUGACGAUCAGCGCAAAUUGCGUCCUGAGCUACCACCCGCGCUGUACUCCUUUCUCAAGCGACUCCUGUCCUUGAACCCGGACGAGCGGCCAAGCGCAGAUGAUGUCCUUCAGGUCGUUUCGUCAGGUAGACUUGACGAUAUACCUGCUGCGCGGAGGCGAAACUCCAUGGAGCCUGAGGAGUUGACGCCGGGCCGACGGAUCCAGAAGUUGGACACACCACAAAAGGGAAACUCUCCACAAGGAAGGCCAGGUCAUGAUAUGGGUGCCAGGCCCAAGAGAUCAUUCUUCCGGCCCACGAGAUCUCUAUCUCAAGAGCCGAAAAGUUCCGAAGCAACCAUCAGCGACCACGGCUACACGAGCGGCAGCGAAGCAGACCGUGAGCAACGCACACACAAAGCUUCCACGUCGGCUCGGCGAGAGUCCGGCAACCUCAGGCUCAAAAGCACGAUGGUUCUGCGAGCCAACCGGGCGUCAUCGUCUCUUCCGUCCUCGCCUUUACAAAAGUCUCCCGCUCCGUCGCCAGUCCGACAACAGCUUCUUCUGGAACCUGCACAACAGCUUGAUCGGCCAGCUCUUCUUCUAUUCCUCGAUCGAAUCUCUGCCUUCCUCAACGCACCCAUUACCUCUCCGUCCACCCGUCUCGUCAUACUCGGUGUAAAACUAUUCAGCACUCUCCAACCUUGCCUAUCACUCGGCAUGAAUGCGAUAGUCGUCUAUCCCAUUAUUGCAACUGCAUUACUGGAGUUUUCAUUGACACAUUUACGAAUGUGGAAAGCCUUGGUGGCCAUGCUUGCCCAUUUCCUUGUGCUUUCAUUUGCAUGGAGGACGGAUAGGUUGUGUCAAAGCUCCAAUGGUUGGUGGAUGCAUUGGGAUGGUGAAUGA